Lepisosteus oculatus (spotted gar) is the source of this 4045-nucleotide messenger RNA. RefSeq names its product sushi-repeat containing protein X-linked (gene srpx). Gene Ontology annotation, biological process: phagolysosome assembly. Lineage: Eukaryota; Metazoa; Chordata; Actinopteri; Semionotiformes; Lepisosteidae. The record is from RefSeq and is a predicted model, not a curated record.
UUUUCCGUGGGACUCCUGAGGAAGACAGUCAAAUAUUUGGAUAUGGACACCUGGGUGAUUGUGUUCCUGUUUGUAGGUGUGCACGUUUCUUGCGCCCUUGCAUAUGACGACGGGUCUGGAUAUUCAGCGUUUGAAGAUGACGAAGACUCUUAUGCACGUAGAUAUAAAGGAACACCUUGGUGUGCUCCCGUCAAGGUGAAGAAUGGCCAUGUGAGCUGCCAGACCCCCCGGGGGGAGUAUUAUAAAAACGUGAUGGGCACCCGGUGCAAAAUCGGCUGCAAGAAGGGCUACGAAGUGGUGGGGCAUCCGGAGAUCAUCUGCAUGGCGAACAAGAGGUGGUCGGGAAACUAUGCGUGUAGAGAAAUCCGCUGCCCUAAACUGACCAUGCCAGCCAAUGGAGGGUACAAGUGCUCGGAUGGCUCUUACUUCAACUCCAGGUGCGAGUUCUUCUGCUCCCCAGGGUAUCAGCUGAAGGGAGACAGGAUGGUGAUGUGCAUGAGUAACAAAGCCUGGACAGGGAGGCACACCAGCUGUGUGGAUGUGGAGCCCCCGACUAUCAAGUGUCCUAGCGUCAAAGAGAAGACGGCCGAGCCAGGCAAGCUUACAGCGCGCGUCCACUGGGACACCCCCGAGGGAAGGGACACCGCUGACGGCACUCUGACAGAUGUCCUUUUGAAAGGAAGGAGUCCUGGCUCUGAUUUCCCUGAGGGAGACCACAGAAUCCAGUACACGGUAUAUGACCGAGCAGGAAACAAGGGUACCUGCAGGUUCUCUGUCAAAGUGCGAGUUCGCCGCUGUGGCCGGCUGAGCCCGCCAGAUAACGGCUACAUGAAGUGCGACGGCGACGGCGAUAACUACGGCGCCACGUGCGAGUUCUCUUGCAUGGGAGGGUACGAGCUGCAGGGCAGUACGGCCAGAGUCUGUCAGUACGGGAUGACCUGGGUCGGCUCCGAGGCCUCUUGCUCGCCUAUGAACAUCAACGUGGGGGUGAGGACAGCAGCUUCCUUCCUGGACCAGUUCUAUGAGAAGAGACGGCUCAUCUUCUUGUCGGCUCCUACUGCAGCCCAUCACCACUACAGGACUCAGAUGGAGAUUCUCCAGCAAGCGCAGUGUGGCAUUGACCUGAGACAUGUCAGCAUCGUUGAGCUGGUGGGGGUUUAUCCAGCUCAGAUCGGGAGGAUUGGACACAGGCUCAUCCAUCCUGGCCUUGCUUUACAGCUCAGGUUACUGUUGCAGAUUUCCCACAACAGCUACAAUAUGGUUCUCGUUGACAAGCACGGGACGGACAAAGAGCGCUACACCUUCCCAGUCACUGCUGCCGAGCUCUUCACUCUCAUCGACUCCUUCCCUCUCCGGCAAGAGGAGAUGAAACUGCAGCAAGAGGCUGGCCAGACCUGCUCUUAAUGUCCACUGUUCAUUUCCCCCGUCCCACACUGGAUCUUUCCCUUUCACCUGCUCUUCCCUUCCUGUUUCCCCUCCGAAGGUGCUGAGGAAAGCCAUGGCCUUUUCUAACGGAUGUACAGAAUUUUAUUCCGCAUGCAUGAUUUGACUGGGUUUUUUUUGUUCUUUAAGCUGCAAUGUUUUUAUUUUGAACCUAGCAAGUGAAUUUAUCCUGUUUUUAUAUAAUCCAUUUUUUAGAUGCCCCUUAAUUACUGUGCAAUCUCAGCCCAUGACCAUGGGGUUUAGAUGCUUUGUAAGAAAGGGGUCCAUUCCUUUUUUGAUUGGGGGGGGGAUAUCAACAUUUACAAGCAUUAAACUGCACCAUUAUUUAAAACUUGUCCAAAACUAACUCUUGGGGGUAUCAAGCCACAUCUGUGUAGACAAGUGGUGUAGACUCACUUGCAUAUAAAUGAAUGCAAUAUUAUAUUGCAUUGAUUGAUUUGAUCAUGUAUGCCUCUUGGAAUUUAGUAACUGUAAAUUUGUUUAAAAAGGUCCUUUUCGGUGAAUCUAGAUUGAACUGCUGACAGUCAUCUUCCAAGAACUUGCUUUAGCCUCAAAUACAAGUGGAAAAACAAGUGUAAGGGCCCAUAAAAGAAGCUGACCAGUUUUAUUUUGGCAGAAAUAUCAAUGUCCUUGUAUGUGUUUUUGUAAAAUCCAUGAAAGCUAAGUGUUGAAUUCUUAAUUAGGACACACUGCUUAAAAGCAGCAAUUCCAAUUUAAACUGAGGUAUGUAACUUGAAUAAUAUCAGAAGCAUAAGGCUGUAAGUUCUGUGUGGAAGAGAACUCCUGAAAUGCACAAGAUGCACAAGAUUUUUACUAAUGGGAGUUUGUGCUUUUUCUCAGAAUUCAAGUAUGGCUAAUUUUACUUAAACUAAGAAACCCAAACCAUUUUCCUGUUAUGUAACAGACUUCUGAUUUCCAUCAAAAUCAUUUUUAAGAGCUCUCCAUGGUUACAUGAUGUACUACAGAUAAAGUAACCACUCAUUUGUGAAAGCAACACAAGAACAUUACAUGUAAUUGCUGAUACCUAAUGGUUAGAGACAUUUUUGUAAGAUGGGUAGACAACAUAAUUGGUCUUGAAAGGCCAGGAACUGGAGAUAAUGUUGGGAGUUGAUGGCACUAUAAAUUCUGUGAUUUUACUUAGCAUAACAAUGCUUGAUCUAGUUUUAGAUUAAACAUGCUUCAUGAAUGUGUGGUGCACUUGAUUUGACAUUUCUUCUGGUUAAUGUAAAGAAAUCCUACCUGCAAUAAGCAUUUUAAGACACCUGCCCCUCCACCCCAAAGAAAAAAGUGUACCUAUUUCCAGCUCUCAAAAGGUCAGGCUUUCACAUGUUUUACUAGAUGCAUGAAUUACUGGCUCCAUGCAGUGCAUAAGUAACUCAUUAUAAAUGCAGGCACAUGAGGUUUUACAGUUCCAGUUUGGAAUGACAAACUACUUUGAGGUAAAGCUAACCUCUGUUUAAGAUGGAGAAUCAGAAUUGGGUUUUCAGCUAAAUAAAAUUUCUACCUUUUCACCAUUUAGGAGGAUGUGCACAGUGAUCUCUAAAAACAUUCCACUAACAUGCAGUCCUUCAGACAUAUCAUUUUAAUGUCAGGAGGAGGCAGAGGUACAGAGAUGGCUACAGUGAGCACCAGUCAUGUGAAAUGCAGGCACACUGUAGGUUGAACAGCGCAGUACUAUUCAUGUCUGUUCUGCUGCACUGUUGGAAAAAGUGCAGACAAAUACAAUGCAGAAAGGGAAAUUACUAAAUACAAAGUAUCCAUGGGUUAGAACGUAAUGCUCAGAAGGUCAAAAUACAUAGAGUAGGAUCCAGAAGCUUCAUUCUGCUUCCAGCACAUGUAGGUCUUUUGUAACACUAGAAGUCUUGCUCAUUUCCUGGACAACCCUGUUCUGACCCAUGUAGUCCAUUAACCAGUUAUAUCUGACUUCUAGGAUUAUUAGAACUUGUACAGUUCAUUACUGAAUUUAAUUUGAAUCAAUAAGUUGACGUUUCUCCACCAUGCUUUAACUGUGUUUGAAGGAUUCUAAGCUUGCAGUUUAAUUGCACCUCCUAGGUGAUACCAGAGGUGGAACAGAAACCAAAGACUAGGUUCUCAAGGAAAAGCAGUGGAAAAGCAGCUAUUGAAGGUGGUGGUGGAAGAAAGACUUCUCUGCUGUUUAUCACCAUUAAAAUGCUUCUCUUUUGACAUUGGAGGACAUCUGAAGUUUUUGUGCAAUGAAAAGGUGAAGCAUUACUAUUGGUAAAAUUGGUCUUCUCCAGGGAUAGCUGCAAUGUUUGGAAUCAAAGCCACCUUGCAGCUUUUAUGGAAAAAUGUAAUUUUACUAUAAAUAACUUGAAUGUUACAAGGAAACGUACUGUUAUGCCUAGUAAAUGCAGCUAGUUGACCUUGCUUUUUGAUAAAAACAGGGCACACCUGAUCAAUUCCUUCCAGUAAUUAAAACAUUCCGUUGUGUAUUAGGUGAAUUUAUUGCUCAUCAAACUGAAACAGAGCAAUGGGAAACAUACUUGUAUGUGUUGUAAAUGGAUAUUGUCAGGUGUUAAGUUCAUGCAUAGCUUGGAAUUGGCACCCUGAUGUUGACAUCUAAAUAAAAUACUACAACAGG